GCGAAAAACCAGUGCUUCACGUUGGUGUCUUUAUUCAAAUGAAACAGUGUAUGUUGGACGGUGAGUGGAACUGGCCGAGUAGAUGUCUUUUUCAACGAGUGCGCCUUUGGUUCCGUUGCUAGGUACUUAAUAGCCACAGCGCUUGUUGGAUUACGUACAAUUCUAUACAACAAAGGAAGCCUGUGUUAUUGUAUAGGAGCUGUGUGAUUACCUUCAUGCAUGCUGUAGUGUGGGACAAUACCAAAAGAAAAACCAAAGUGUGCACACCGACAUCCUAUAUUGCCAUUGGAGAAAUAAGACAAGUCCUGCUGAAGACGUAUACACGGACUAUCCGGGACGCGACAAUCGGAAGGAAAUUUACUAGCUGUUCUGGUUAUUGAGUUAAACCAGUGAUGAAUUAAGACAUGGUGCUGUUAUGACUCCACCAUUGAUGCAUCUGAAUUGCCAGCAUUUAAAGUAUUGAGGUGUUACACUUCUCGACAUUUUUGGAGAACCAAGGUUUGCAGUCGCAUACAAAUAACAGCGUGUUCGGGGCGUACUUUGACCGACCUGGCAUCCACCGAUCGUACUAAAGCAGUCCAAGAUGGCGAAGCUGGUGAACCUAGUCUUGUUUGUUUCAACACUGAGCGUGAUAAUGGCACAAAGAGGUCCUCCAAGACUUGCUGGCACAGUAAAUGGUUUCCAGAGAGUACGAGUUGGAAGGACUGUGAAACUAUUAUGCAAGGUGGAAGCAGACCCACCUGCCCUAUCAGUUUGGACAAAGGAUAAACAAAAUAUCCAUAAUGCGUGGGACAGGUUCCACAUAUUGAAUCAAGGACUAAAAAUCAAAGACGUGGAAUUAGAGGAUGCUGGACAUUAUAUUUGUAAAGCUACAAAUGGUUUUGGCAGUAUCACCGUUAACUAUACUCUAACUGUGCUAGUUCCACCAAGUCCCAACAAACCAUCCCAUACAGAAGAUGAUGGAGAUUCUCAUACAGUAGAGGAUGUCGAAGAACAUCGAGGCGAAGGAGGAAAAGGAACAUUCCCAAGAUUUUCGCAGCCAAGUAAAAUGUCUAGAAGAACGAUACCAAGACCCGUGGGAAGUUCGGUGAGAUUAAAAUGUGCAGCAACUGGGCAUCCCCGCCCCUCUAUAUACUGGUUGAAAGAUGGCGUCGUGCUUACAGAUGAGGUCGGUGAAAGUAAACGCGCCAAAUGGACUUUGAAAUUACGUGAUUUGGAUGCAACAGACAGCGGAAAAUACACAUGUAUUGUUAAAAAUAAUGUUGGCAAUAUUAGUGCCACCUACACUGUUGAUGUAAUCGAGCAAGUUGGUCCAAGCCAGCCUGAUUUGAUAGGAGCACACCCAUUAAAUACAACGGUGGCAUAUGGAGAGACCGCCUUAUUCCAAUGUCGAGUACGCAGCGAUGUUAAACCACACAUUCAGUGGUUGAAACGUGUUGAAGCGCAUAUGAAAAAUAAAGAAUUGAACACAACCAUAGACUUUGAUGGUGCAAAACUUAUAGUAUUACCGGCGGGCGAAGUUUGGUCAAGACCGGAUGGAGCGUACUUAAAUAAACUUGUAAUACAGCAUGCAACAGAAGAAGAUGCCGGAAUGUACAUCUGUCUGGGAGCUAAUACCAUGGGUUAUAAAUUUAGGACAGCAUUUUUAGAUGUCCUUCCAGACCCUGUGAAAGCACGAGGCAGGAAUUUAAACAUUAGCAGUAUUUUAAAUGAAAUCACACCUUCGCCUUCAACCGCAAUUCCUUUACCGGUGAUAAUCGGAGUACCUGCGGGCAUUUGCAUACUAGUUUGUGUCGUCAUGGUGUGGUGUUGUCAACAACGACGAAAAACAUGCUCAGCCACAACAAACAUUUACAAACAACCACAUCCGCAAAGGAUGGUGACGCAGCAAGAGAGGGAACAGUUUCUCGCCCUGCACCAGCAACAAGCUGCGAUGCAGAAGAGUAGGGAAAAAGUUUACAGUGCUACGGCAGCAGUGACAAUGGAUAGCAAUGGUAGCAGUGUCUGCAGUCAAAUACAACAUCAUCAACACUUACAUGUGCAUCAUUGCUAACCAGCUACCUACCUCAAGGUCAAAGGUCAAAUAAAACAAUGUGGCAUAUUUGUCAUUACAGUGCCUUUAUCUAAUGCAAACUAAAUUGUCUAUGUAGCUAAUGUGCCAACAUCUGUAUAGUCCACCAUGUUGUAUUAUAUUUUCUGUAUAAAGACAUUUGGCUUUGUAAAGCAUAUAGAAAAUAGACAUUAUUAUUUAGUUUCUAAAGUUGAUGGUAGAGAGCGCUAUAACCAUCUGCUGUUGUCUGAAUCCACUAUAUAUUUAUUACUACAUACUCAGACAAUCAGAUACAAAAGAUAUUGAUACAAAAAAGGAUAUAUGUGAAAUAUAAUAUAUGAACUGAAUUUUUCUGAGUGUGAUAUUCAUUUAAUAGAAAUUUUAUAGUAUAUACAAUGUAUACAUUGCUGUGUUAGGCAUAGACAGGGUAUUUUAUGCACAGGCCAUCUACUUAUUAGUGUGACAUAUGUCACAAAGCUUGACAUCAUCAUGACCCUUGCCACUGAGCUUGACAUUAUGAUGACCUAUGUCACUGAUAUUGACAUUAUGGUGACCCUCGUCACAAAGCUUGACAUCAUCGUGACCCUUGCCACUGAGCUUGACAUUAUGAUGACCUAUGUCACUGAUAUUGACAUUAUGGUGACCCUCGUCACAAAGCUUGACAUUAUUGUGACCUGUGUCACUAAUCUUGACAUUUGUGGCAACAUAUUGAAAACAACUUUGCUUCUUCACAUGUUUAUUGUAAAAAAUGGUUAGCAUCUGACCAAGAUAACAUUUGACCAUCAAGUCAACCAUCACCUUAGACAACCUGUGUCAAUCAUCCAACUUGAACAAGAUUGUGUUUUUUUUCUAACUGGCCGACUAACCAUGCACCAUGGACAAGCUACACAUGCUACAAAGUGAAGAAGUUUUGUUCUUUAUUCACCAACUGACCAGUAUGAGGGAGAUUUGUUCUCUCUUAAUCAAGUUGUGAAGAUGACUUUCCCAAUGCUCUAUAAACAAAAUAACACUGUUGCCAUGCCAACAAGUGCCUUACAUGUGCUGCACUGCGGUAUCAAGAUUUCUUGUUGGUGAAGAUUAUACAGAAAACAAUAUGUAAUACAUACACCUAGAUACACUGCCAUUACUGGAAUGAAUUUCAGAAUUUGAAAGCCAUAGUUACAGCAGCCACAGCAGGGUACACAGGUGGUUGAUAAUGUCUGCCACAGUUUGUGGACAUUUUGCAGGGUACCAGUUUGGUAAAUAUAGCUGGCAGAGUAACAGCUAGUUAGCAGGGUACAAGUAUGGUAGAACGGUAUCUUGUGCAAAAUAUAUUUAGGGCACACUGUGGUACUAGAGCUAAUGGGACUUUGCUUUUAUGGUCAAGGCAACACAAUAUAUGUAUUGCAACAAUGUCUUUAUGUCAUCUGACUUGAAGGUGGAAUGUUAAUUUCUGGCUUCGGCAUAAAUUAACGCAUUGGUCUUUCUGUAUGUCAUCUGUCUCAAAACAGGCCAAUAAUUACUUCUUUUCCAUCUAUUAUAUAAUAUUGAGACAUGUAUAAACUUUAUUGUUUUAAAAGCCUGUAACAAUAAAAUUUUAUAAAUA
Messenger RNA from Saccoglossus kowalevskii, 3635 nucleotides. RefSeq names its product fibroblast growth factor receptor-like 1. Gene Ontology annotation, cellular component: plasma membrane. NCBI's taxonomy places the organism in Eukaryota, Metazoa, Hemichordata, Enteropneusta, Harrimaniidae. Gene Ontology annotation, molecular function: fibroblast growth factor binding; fibroblast growth factor receptor activity. The record is from RefSeq and is a predicted model, not a curated record.